AUGUUUGUUUCGAAGACCACCAUUGUUGGCCUACUGCUGCCCUCAGCAUCCGCUGUUUCACUCACAUACAGCAAGCUUUAUGACAACAACUCGAUCCCUGUUAGCCAACUGGCAUGCUACAAGAACGGUCUUAUCAUGGGAGGGUACCGUCAUGGAAAACCAUCGGGGACAUCCCGCAUUCGAUCACCGGUCUUGAACAAGUCGAUGGACCAGAUUCUCCGCUUUGCGGUUCCUGCUGGAUACUUUCAUAUGGGGAAACUUCCAGACCCGUGCUUAUCCUAG
This is a messenger RNA of Fusarium redolens, 282 nucleotides long. RefSeq lists its product as uncharacterized. Bases 1 to 282 code for a protein of 93 amino acids. The transcript has 2 exons. The record is from RefSeq and is a predicted model, not a curated record. Lineage: Eukaryota; Fungi; Ascomycota; Sordariomycetes; Hypocreales; Nectriaceae.